Messenger RNA from Brassica rapa (field mustard), 1456 nucleotides. RefSeq lists its product as uncharacterized. The record is from RefSeq and is a predicted model, not a curated record. Lineage: Eukaryota; Viridiplantae; Streptophyta; Magnoliopsida; Brassicales; Brassicaceae.
CUUCCUAUCUCUCUCAUUUCUUCACCGCCGCUGUUCAACGGUGGUCACUUUCUCCGCCGCUCCAACCGAUCUCCUACACAAAUCCAACACCAUGGCUCCUACCGCUACAGCGACUGCGACUGCGACAGCUUCCUCAGACGCCAGCGAAGGACCAGUGAUGGGACUCAUCAACAAACGUCUCCGCGCCCUCCGCAAGAAACUCAACCGAAUCACUCAAAUGGAAGAAUCGAUCUCUCAGGGGAAAACCCUAAACAAGGAGCAACAAGAAGUCCUCCGCUCCAAACCCUCCGUCCUCAUCCUCAUCGAAGAGCUCGACAAGCUCCGCGCUCCUCUCUCCGCCGCCGUCUCCGAAGAAAUCACCCUCGCCACUACUCACCACCACGAUCAAGCUCACGUAGCUGACGCUCCCGAGGAGGAAGAAGCGAAGACGUUGGAGGAUUUGGUGAAUCUCUUGUACUUUGGCUCGCUCUUCGACGUGAAGUCGCAGAACGAGUUGGCUUCGAUUAUGCUGACGAGGACGCACGAGAGAGGUUGCUGUUUGGUUUACGAUACGGUUACGGAUGAGUCCACGGAUCUGUUAUGUGAUAAGGAUCUGGAUUUGAUUUCGGAGCUGUGGACUAUGAUGGUAUCUAGGCCUGCGGAUUCGUUCUUGUCUCACAAGAACGCUUUGGAGCGUUGCGUCGAGCACGCUAAGCUUUGGUUGGCUAACUCGGACCAGCCGAUUGCUUCCAACUGCAAUGUUUCAUAUGCUGGAUUGAGAGAGAAGUUGAAGAAGAUUAUGGGUUCUAAUUACUUCACUAUUACUCCUGAGAUGGUUGCUCCUGUUGAAGCAGCGGCUGCAGCUGCUGGUAACUACGGUUCUUACCAAGUCCCUGCUGACACUGAGCAAAAGGAAGAAGACGCAUCAAACUUCAAAGAACAAGAAUCUGCUGUAAACGAUCAAUCUGAGCAACCAAAGGAUGAGUCAGUGACGGAAGGAGAGGUGGUCCAAGGACAGCAGGAACAAGGCUAUACUCAGGUGGAAGGAGGGAGGUCAAAGAGAGAUUAUCAGCAACAGUAUGUGCCACGUGGAACCCACCAGAACCAGAGAGGUCAUAGAGGUGCUAGAAGAGGUCAUUCCAAUGCCCCCCGGGGAGGUCGAGGUGGUGGUGGUGGAGGAUACUCGAAUGGGAGGUAUGAAUCUUAUGACAAUUCGGGUGGAAACGGUUACCAAAGGAGCCACUACAACAACAGAGGAAGGGGACGUGGUGGUGGUGGAGGAAAUGGCCAUUCAUACAACAACAACCAAGACUCAAACGUAACUGUUGCGUCUUAGCUUUUCUGCCUUGUUGACUUUUGGGUGCGUGUCCUUGUUUGGGUUUCGAACUUUUGUCAAGUGCUCUUUGGUGUUAUGAACUUCUGUUUUUCUUUUGUAGCCAUCAAAUCAAUAUGAUCCCUUUUCUCUCCAUGAGAGCCA